GGCACCCUUGCGUGGAUGGAAAUCCAAAAAGGAAACCACUCAGUUUGGGGCUCCAAUGUGCUCAUCCGUUUGUCUCCAAGCCGCUUGAAAACCUUGAGCCAUGCGAUCCCUAUGGAAUGGCUCGGACAUCUGCUCCUUCAACUCGCGAGUGCACAACUCCCAGAGGCUGAACACCUUCCACACGCCCUCGCGCCUCCGGCCGGGGAACAAAGACUCCGCGCCAAAGGCGCAGGGCAAGCGCCGUGCGCGCUCCGCAGGCGCUGUGUCGCGCACACAGGAGCUCCAUGGGUCGCCGAAACGAAGGGAGCAGCACAUGGCCAUGAUGCAAGAGCUGCUUGAGAAGAUGCGAGACCUGACCUCCAAGAUGACGGAGACAGAGGAGGAACCUUCCUGGAGGCCGCGGGAACCGCCGGCCGAGCCGCAAGCAAGGCUGCGAAUCUCCGAGCCGGCAGACGUCAGGCCGCGGGUGUACGAGCCGGUGGCAGAAGUCCCCAGGCUGCGAAUCUCCGAGCCGGCAGACGUCAGGCCGGUGUACGAGCCGGUGGCAGAAGUCCCCAGGCGAGGUUCGGAGCCGGUGGCGAGGGCCUUCCAGCCGGAGCCGCGCGCCAGGGCGGAACCGUACGAGAAGUGGCGCUCGCACGUGCUGGACAAUCUCACCAUUCCGGCCCGCAUCGCGCGUCAGCUGGCGGAGAAGCUCCGGCACCGGGUUACGCUCUUGGGGGAGCACAUCGAAGAUCUCGGCAGCUUCCUGGAGGUGGCUGAUGGGCACGAACCGAUCCGAGGGAGUUUGCACUUCAGCCCGGGGCGCCUGGACCGCUUCGAGCUCCAGGCGGCCUUUCAGCGCCUCGACAUCUUCGCAACGCCGCGGGACGUGGACCAACUCCUGUCGAGCCCUGCGGCGCUGCAUGAGCUCGAGGAGGUGCUGCAGCAGGCCUUGGACGGUCGGCGCCGGCGGCUCUACAAAGCCACACCUCAAGGGCCCAGUUUGUCGCCGCCUUUGAUCGCGGCCUUGGGCUCCAAAGUGGCGCCUCCCUUUGCUCCGCGCAUCGGAUGAGACGGAUCUGGGAUCAGUGUGGGCCUUUUGAGGGUACCCC
Molecule: messenger RNA, 1094 nt
Organism: Effrenium voratum
Lineage: Eukaryota; Dinophyceae; Suessiales; Symbiodiniaceae
Source: the annotation of a GenBank genome assembly